This is a messenger RNA of Yamadazyma jaroonii, 1575 nucleotides long. The record is from the annotation of a GenBank genome assembly. Lineage: Eukaryota; Fungi; Ascomycota; Pichiomycetes; Serinales; Debaryomycetaceae.
AUGACUAUUGACAAUACUAGUAUUUCUCCAAAAAAGCAUAGAGAUUCAUUUUCAAGCAACAUAAAUGUUGAUGAUAGCUAUCAUAGAUGUUUUCAGAAUUAUUAUCAUGGCCAUAACUAUCUAAAUCCUAAUCCAAAGUAUAUUACCAAUGUGAAAUCUAACGUUAAUCACUGGCAAUUAAGAGACUUGAUAAAGAUUAAUCAAAAUUCUGGUGACGUUUUCUACACUAAAAGUUAUUCGAUAUGGAAAUUAGGCUUGAAGACAAACAGUUUCUCAGAUAGCAAAUCUUUGAUGUCCAAGGAAAUCCUUAAACCUGAUUAUUCCCCAAGAUGUUUUGAUAUUACUAAUGACAAUAAGAUGGUCAUCGGUGGAUUAAUGACUAGUGCUUAUAAGAUAUUCUAUUCCAAUAUCGAAGGACUUUCUGUGAAUAAUCAAAAGAUUCUUAGACCACAAAAAGGUUUGUUCACAUUUUGCAAUAAUGAUUUAAACGUUUAUAAGACAGUCAAGAUUGGAGAAAUGAUUAAUAAUUCAGUAUCGGUUUACAAUACUAAUGACACAAACAUGUAUAAAUCAUAUGUGUGUAAUAAUGAUUCAUCGUUAUAUUGUAUCGAUAUCUUGAACAACGAUAAGUUGUCUAUUCAUAAUAAAAUAAUAUGUGAACAUGAUGUAUCAUUAAACAAUGUGGCCAAAAAUCCAGUUAAUGAGAAGAACCUUAUUGUAACAGGAGAUUCACCGUCGAUAUUUUUAAUUGAUCCUACGAUGAAAAACUCCAAAAUCAACACUAUUAAAACCAAUAAUGAUUCAGGAUUUGGUAUUAGUUUCCAUCCUAAUGGUCACUUAUUUUCUACAUCAUUUCAAAAUGGACACUGUUUAGUUUAUGAUUUGAGAAGUGUUAGUCAGCCUUUGAAGGAAAUCAAAUCAACGAGACCGGGACAUCAAAGUGGAGCUUUUAGAUGUUGUAAAUUCUCUAAUAAUUCAUUCAGUGAUCUUUUAGUGGUACUGGAACAUGUUGGUAGAGUUCACUUAAUAGAUUUAAGGAACUUAAAUGAUGAUAAUCAUCAAGUAAUAAUAUUUCCUUUUGCAUUAGAUCAAUUUGGUGAUUACAAAUCCAAGAAGAUUAUUGAAGAUUCUGAAAAUGAUUUGAAGUCGAAUAAAUCAUAUCACCAUAAUCUUGAUAUUUAUGAAGAUGAAUCUAAAAUCAAAUUUAAUGCCCCCCUUGUUUAUGAUUUUGAUUAUUUGACCAAUGUUAAUCCCAAAUUAUUCAAAUAUUAUACUUACCAACCAACCAAACAACAUAUAGAUAUACCUUCAAAUCCUUCAAGUCCUUCCGUUCCUUUGUUAUCAAGUUUCCAAGACACUUAUAAUAUGCCUUUGGAUUUUGAUGGGUCUACUACUGACUCUUACAAUUCCGAUAGUUAUCAACAUUCAGAUAAUCAUAUUUAUGGAGAAAUGGAAUUAAGUGGAUUAGAUUGGUACGACAAUAAAUUAGUUAUUGGUUGUGAAAAUGGUGGAUUAUUCAGUUGGGAUGUCAAUUAUAUUGCACGGAGAAGUUUUGGUUCCUUCUCAUUUGUAUGA